UGGUGUCAAAACAGAACAGAAAGAAUAGGAGAUUGUUUUUUAAAAAAUUCAGUAGCAACAAACAAAAGUGUCAAAUGGAUUGCUUCGGGAUCUGGUCCGUCUGUUGGCUGCUGGUUGUUUCGUUUGCAAUGGUCGGCGGUCAAGCCGAGUCUCGGGGCUGGACUCCUCCGUUCACCAAAUGGAUGACGUCAACAGUUCGUGCGACGAAAAGCCAUCACACAGUGCCAACCAGUACUAUUAGUCCAAUCAAUUCAGUUUGUGAUAGAAAUUGUUGUAAAUGUGAUAGCUCAAAAACUCGUGUUGAAUGUACAUCGUCUCUUCACUGCAACGAAUUUAUUUUAAAUACUACUAAUCGUUUGCCAAAGGAAGCCAGGACGGUGAUUUUUACCGGAUUUCUUCGAUUAAAGAUUAAUAAAGGCAGUUUAAAUUCCCCGCAAAAUUUGACAACGUUCUACAGUGAACGUGUAGAUAAGAUUGAAGCCGAAUCUUACGCGCUUUCGCAACCUGCUUGCAACGAUUCUCCGCGUAUGCGCAGUUCAUUCGCACGGCCGUCUCUUGUCAUCAACGGAAGUGGUUCCAUUAUCUUUGAGCGAAGGGCUUUUACAGGUGCAUGGGGCGAAAUUCUAAUCAUCAAUUCCAAGGUGAAAGUGAUGGAAUCGGAGAUGUUUUACAAUACAAGUUGCUUAAAAAAGUUCACGCUGGAGGGAAACUUUAUCGAGGAAAUCAAAUUUAAAACUUUGGCAGAUGGAGAAACCCAAUAUUUGUCCAUUAAAAGCAACCAAAUUCAAUCGAUCGAGCACGGAGCAUUCCAGUUAAGCGUCACCGAUUCAGCUCAUAUUUCCUCCAACAGAAUAAACGUCAUUCAAUCAGAAGCUUUUGUCUUGCGGACACCAAGGACCUUCUCGUUUCUUAACAAUACGGUGGGGACCAUCUUUUCGUACGCCUUCCAACUAGCGGCAACCGAGAGUAUCGACAUCAAGUUUAGCGCUUUCGACCACAUUGCGCGUCACGCCUUCCGCAAAAUAGAAACAGUUGGCAACGCCAAAAUGACGAUGGCGUUGUCAAUCAAAAAAUUCGACAAAGGCGCGCUCGAUCUCGACCAAUCGCUUUUUAAAAAAUCGUCUCUCCAAUUCUUCGAAAUUCAACUCGACCGGGAUUGUGAUUGUGAACUGCAGGUUCUUGUCGACACUGUUUUCAGUCCAACUUUAAGAAGAAACGGCUCUUCCAAAGACGACUUCAACAAUGUCUUGAGAGAUUUCAUCUUCUGUCGCGUCCGCAAUGAGUCGGAAAAAUUUUAUGAAUUCGCUAGCUCUCAUCACUGUCAAGCUCCUGAUGUCGUCAUGUUAGUUUCAAUCACUUGUGCGGUUGUGGCAAUUUUAUUGUUAAUGGCUGUUGCAGUGACUGCGAUCUUUCGACAGAAAGCUAAGCUUCGCCGUACCAGUGUGGAAACUUCUAACGGAUGGGUGAUGCACAUCUACACGGAAACCGAAUGUCAAGUCAAGGAAGAAUUUACGGUUCCUCUAGAAUCAGUGAGCGAAAAUGGACCGGAACACGAUUUGUUAUUGCUCACCGCUAACCAACAUGAGGUAUGUCAAGAUAGGCUCAGUAGCCACAGUUCUGGGCUACCGACAUACCAAGCAGCAUGCAGUUUAUCCAAGGAAUCUGCCAACAAUAUUCACAUUGGUUCAAACAAUUGUUUAUUUUAGUAUGUUCGAAGCCCCAUAGUUUAUAUGCUUAAAUAGUUAAUACAAAAAUUUCCAUGUUUGACAAAACUAUUCAAGAG
Molecule: messenger RNA, 1783 nt
Organism: Daphnia pulex (common water flea)
Lineage: Eukaryota; Metazoa; Arthropoda; Branchiopoda; Diplostraca; Daphniidae
Exons: 4
Coding region: 75-1706 (543 amino acids)
Source: RefSeq, a predicted model, not a curated record